UACGCUUGCUGCAGAGGCGCCUUGGACGCCGGGCCGCGUGUGUACUCUCGGGGGCGUGGCGGCAGGAAGAGCCGGGCGGCAGGCGCUGGCGGUCUCCGGGUGGCCGCGCCUCCCCUGGAGCCGGGCUCUGCGGGCACGUGAGUGGGAGCGGAGCGGCGGGGAGAAGCCGACCCGGCCGACGAGGUCCGGCUCGCGGCUGAAGGACCUCCUCAUCUCCACAGGCCCUGAAAGUUCAAGCCUCGGAGGCCAUGGAUACCUCGACGCCUUUGCCUCCCGUAGCCCCCUCCCCGGCCUGCAACCCAGCCCCACGGACGAUCCAGAUCGAAUUCCCUCAGCAUAGCUCGUUACUCCUGGAGGCCCUGAACCGCCACAGGCUGGAGGGAAAGUUCUGUGACGUGUCUCUCCUGGUGCAGGGCCGCGAACUUAGGGCCCACAAAGCGGUGUUGGCUGCCGCCUCUCCUUACUUCCACGACAAACUUCUUCUGGGGGAUGCACCACGUCUCACCCUGCCCAGCGUCAUCGAAGCCGACGCCUUCGAGGGGCUGCUCCAGCUCAUUUAUUCCGGACACCUCCGUCUGCCACUGGAUGCUCUCCCUGCCCACCUCCUUGUGGCCAGUGGUCUCCAGAUGUGGCAAGUGGUAGAUCAGUGCUCAGAGAUCCUUAGAGAACUAGAAAACUCAGGUGGUGGGAUUUCAACUCGGGGAGCGACCCCUUUCCACACACUUAUUUCCACCACAUCCCCUCCAGGAGGCUGGUGCAUCCGCUCUUCCCCUUUCCAGACUGUGGCGCAGUCUUCCGCUUCUACCCAGAGCCCCGUUGGAGGGGAGGGGAGUGAACUGGGAGAUAUGUUACAGCUUCAAGUUGAAGAAGAGGAGGAGGAGGAGGAAGAAGAAGAUGAGGAGGACCAGGGGUCAACAGCACCCCCUCAGACUCCUCAACCUCAGAGAGGGUCAGGGGGUUUUCCCCGCCCUCCUGCAUCCCACGCCCUGCCCACAUCCACUACUCCUUGCAGGCUUCCAGAGGGCGAGAGUGCUCCACCCGAGCCUCCUGCCCCUCAUACUGCACUGCCUCCCAAAAUCUUCUACAUUAAGCAGGAACCCUUUGAGCCCAAGGAGGAGAUAUCAGGAGGCGGAACUCAGUCUGGAGCAACAAAGGAGGAGACCAAAGUGUUUCCAGGAGGGGACACUGAAGAGAAUGGAGAGCUAGGGUUCUUGCUGCCCUCAGGAGCAGGGCCAACAUCUGGAGGAGGUGGUCCAUCCUGGAAACCAGUGGAUCUUCAUGGGAAUGAAAUCCUGUCAGGGGGUGGGGGACCUGGGGGAGCAGGGCAAGCUGUGCAUGGGCCUGUGAAGCUAGGCGGGGCACCCCCUGCAGAUGGAAAACGCUUUGGUUGUUUGUGUGGGAAGCGGUUUGCAGUGAAGCCAAAGCGUGACCGGCACAUCAUGCUGACUUUCAGCCUUCGGCCCUUUGGCUGUGGCAUCUGCAACAAGCGCUUCAAGCUGAAGCACCAUCUAACAGAGCAUAUGAAGACCCACGCUGGAGCCCUGCAUGCCUGUCCUCACUGUGGCCGCCGGUUCCGAGUCCAUGCCUGUUUCCUUCGCCACCGGGACCUGUGCAAGGGCCAGGGCUGGGCCACUGCUCACUGGACUUACAAGUGACUACUGAGGCCAUACGCUAACUUCCAGGACAAGGUAGCCACUGCUGCUGUUGGAUACUUACCCCUCACUACCAUGGCACCCGAAUCCUGUAUCUUGUUAAUUAUGCCAAGAGGAUAGCUAUAUUAUGGACCUCUUGUUUUUGGGUGUGGGCUUCAACCUGAGCGAUUUGGAAACUCUGAUUUCUCAUCUCACUCCAGGUUUUGGCUAACUACCCUACAGGAAAGUGGUUUACAGGCCAUAUAUAAAUCGAUCAGUUGCCCAUAAUAGAUAUUCUUUUCAUACAGGAAACUGGAAUUCAGAUUAGAAGUUUAUUUGAUGAGAGAGGAGUUAGCAAGAAAAAUUAUGAUAAAUAUUUCAUUCAGUCUCUGUGAGUAGUUAAGGGAGCUGGUCUCCAUCUAGAGAUAUGCUUGAUUCAGAGUUCUAGUAAUCCGGAGACUAAGCUCUAAGCUUUACUCUCCCUCCUCAUUGCUGAAAUUAUGUGAGUAGAGGUCUUCUUACAUACUUUUGUUAAAAUUUUCUAGAACCCCUUCAGAUUAUAAAUUGCUUUCUCACUAGUAGGUAAUUUUGCAACACCUUUUUUUUUGUAUGUUGUAGUUGAGCACUUUAACAGAU
Molecule: messenger RNA, 2267 nt
Organism: Eubalaena glacialis (North Atlantic right whale)
Lineage: Eukaryota; Metazoa; Chordata; Mammalia; Artiodactyla; Balaenidae
Gene: ZBTB9
Product: zinc finger and BTB domain containing 9
Exons: 2
Coding region: 249-1655 (468 amino acids)
Biological process (GO): regulation of transcription by RNA polymerase II
Molecular function (GO): protein binding; RNA polymerase II cis-regulatory region sequence-specific DNA binding; DNA-binding transcription factor activity, RNA polymerase II-specific
Source: RefSeq, a predicted model, not a curated record